Messenger RNA from Phytophthora nicotianae INRA-310, 991 nucleotides. RefSeq names its product AGC protein kinase. Gene Ontology annotation, biological process: protein phosphorylation. The record is from RefSeq and is a predicted model, not a curated record. NCBI's taxonomy places the organism in Eukaryota, Oomycota, Peronosporomycetes, Peronosporales, Peronosporaceae. Bases 22 to 873 code for a protein of 283 amino acids. Gene Ontology annotation, molecular function: ATP binding; protein kinase activity. The transcript has 5 exons.
GUAAUCUUCCGAUCUUCCAGCAUGGACAACUUCGAACAGCUCCAGCUCCUUGGUCGCGGCGGCUACGCCAGUGUAUUUCUUGUCCGUAGUAACAAUUCGGACGAACUCUUUGCCUUGAAGAGAAUUCCGAGAUCGAAGAUCGUCACAGAACAACAGAAAGCGCGUCUGGAAGCGGAAAAGUCGAUUGUGCUCGUCAUCCGAAGCCCGUUCCUAUGUCGAGGCUUUCAGAUAUUUGAAACGACAGAAGAAGUCUCGAUUUUGCAAGAAUUUGUCGAUGGACGAGCGUUGUACGAGUGUGUUUGGAAGUACAAAGACACUGGGAGGUUCCCGGAAGACGUCGCCAAGUUUUUCGCGGCGCAAUUGGUCUUGGCACUGCGAGAUUUGCAUGCAAAUGGAUACAUUCAUCGCGAUUUUAAGAGUGGAAAUGUGCUGGUAGGGAAGGGUGGAUUCGCCAAGGUGAUAGACUUUGGAUUGUCCAAAAGGGUUUUCUCGGAUGGAAAGGAUGGCAACGGCGCUGGUCGAACGCAAUCUGUGUGCGGCACACACUUCGUCAUGGCACCAGAAAUGUUUUUCAAGCAAGCGUAUGGAGUUGAAAUUGACUGGUGGAGUUUGGGUGUCGUUAUCUAUGAAAUGGUAAUGGGUCAUCCGCCAUGGGGGUACCAAUGUCCAACUGACACCACAACGGAGGAGUAUUUCCAGCGGAUUAAGCGCUCAGCAGAUCACCCAUUCCACGGACAAGUUGAGACGAUUGUAAGUUCACUGAGUCCUGAUCUACGCUCGUUGAUAUGCGCUUUACUACAGAUUAAUCCUCAUGAGAGGCUUGGGACGAACGGGGCAUCCGAGGUACGCGUUGGCUUUGUCCACAAAUUUUGAUAGGCUUAUUGACGCGUUAUUUGACUUGCAGGUGAUGAAUCAUGUUUGGUUCAAUGAUGUCGACUGGGAACAGUUCGAGACGAACCAGGAUUCGAUUGUAGUACCGUAUGAUUUUAAU